GAUGAUUGAAUGACGUCACGUCACGGAGUUUGGCGGAAGCAGUGGUUUCGUUUCUUAGCAACCAGUGUAUCAAAAUGGCGGACAAAUAUAGCGCAGAGGCUAUUAUAUCAGAGACCCAUAAGAAGAUAAGUCAGGCCUUUGAUGUUUUUGACCCUGAAUCCAACAAGACUGUUGAUGUCAGAGAAAUAGGCACAAUUAUUCGUUCACUUGGUUGUUUUCCCUCGGAGGCUGAAUUGCAUGAUAUCAUUGCUGAGUUAGAGGAGGAAGAGCCCACUGGAGUUGUACGUUAUGAGAAGUUUCUUCCCACUAUGACUAAAAUCCUGCUGGAGCGCAAGUUCCGUCCAAUUCCAGAAGACAUGAUUCUGCAGGCCUUUGAGGUUCUAGAUCAACAGAAAAAAGGACAUUUGGAACCAGAGGAACUGAUCAGAUUUUUAACACAAGAAGGAGAACCCUUCUCUCAGGAAGAGAUUGAGGAAAUGCUAUCUGCUGCUGUUGAUCCAGAUAAAAACGUCAUUUUCUACAAGGAUUUUGUGAGCAUGAUGACUAUUCAUGAUAUUCUGUGAUGUCUGAGGGAACACACAGAGAGUUACAUUCAAAGCAUUAAAAAUCUGAGUAACCAUAAUAAAUAAUUGUAAUGA
Molecule: messenger RNA, 638 nt
Organism: Misgurnus anguillicaudatus (oriental weatherfish)
Lineage: Eukaryota; Metazoa; Chordata; Actinopteri; Cypriniformes; Cobitidae
Gene: drc8
Product: dynein regulatory complex subunit 8
Molecular function (GO): calcium ion binding
Source: RefSeq, a predicted model, not a curated record